Messenger RNA from Cuscuta europaea, 703 nucleotides. NCBI's taxonomy places the organism in Eukaryota, Viridiplantae, Streptophyta, Magnoliopsida, Solanales, Convolvulaceae. The record is from the annotation of a GenBank genome assembly.
CUCCCAUACCCGUCCGGCGUUCUAUCUCUUCUGCUAAAGGGAAGGAGAAGAUGAUAGCCGAUCGUGAUUCGGCGGAGCAAACCCGCAAAAAGCGCAAAGGAAAUGGUGGCGAUCACCUGAUCCCGACCGACCAUGUGGUUGACUUGACCGGGCCGGAGGUCGAGCCCAAAAGACCGGUGCCUGCCAACAAACCAACUCCGGUUCUUACUGCCACACCGAUCGAUGAUCGGAUGUUUGUUGAGUUCUCAAAUAUGGGGCCCAGAUCAGAAGGGAGGUAUCUGUUCGGGUUGAUGCCAUCUUCUAUGUGGUGUCAUACUGCGAUCAAAGUUCCCCCGAGCUUCACUAACUUGACUCACUGGUCGGACCUUUUCGAAGCAGGUCACCAGGAAGCACUCAAGGCUGGCGUGUAUUAUCACAAAGCCUUUCUUGCUGCUGAGAAGGAGAUGAAAGCCCUGGCCAGUGAUCGGGAUGACGGCCAGGUCCUUCUUUCCGCCGCUCGGAAGUUAGCGACCGACCUCCAAGAGCAGGCCAAAGAGGGUGAGAAGGCAAAAGCUGCCUUGGCCGAGAUGCAGGAGACGUCCCGUCGUCGCGACCGGGAGCUCAAAGAACUCCGGGCCAAGGUGCGGGCUGUUGAAUCUGCUGGCAUUAAAUUUGAUAAGGCUGUCGGAGAUCAUCUGCCCGAACCCUACACGGUCAAUACCUC